GCAAUCUAGUAUUUCCAUUGGAGGGCCUGUUUGAGGUCAGCGCCCAGGGCUCUAUCUACAUCCCUGGGAGUUCGAGGAGAGGAGAUGAAGUAUUUUGAGCUGGUGACAACAAAAAACGUGGUAUCUGCGGCAACAGGAGCUGGAGCUAUCUUCCUCAUGGCCAAGACCAUCAUGGCAGGGAUCAAGAGCCCUCCCUACAACCCAGAGCCACUUACCUUAGCCAGUGAGUUAUGUAAUGCUCCCAGCAUGGCAGUUUUCACAGGCCCUGGUUUAACUCUCAACAACCAUCUGCCUAUCUAUCUAUCUAUCACAUUUAUAUCCCAGCUCUUCUUGGAGUUCCAAGUAGCAUACAUGAUUCUCUCCCCCGUCCAUCCCAUUUUUAACCCCUACAACAACCCUAUGAGGUAGGUUAGGAUGAGAGGCAGUGACUGGCCCAAAUUCACCCAGUGAGCUUCAUGGCUGAGUAGGGAUUCAAAUUCUGGUUUCCCAGGUCCUAGUCCAAUGCUCUAACCACACCACCACACUGGCUCUCCAAGCAAACAGUAUGGAGGGAAUUGGUCUUUUGGAUAGGCUCCUGCUGAAUAUGUGAGAACGGUAUAGACAUUUGCUGAAACAAAUGCCAUAUGCACUAUUGCAUGGUGCCACAUUCUGCUAAUCAGCCAUAAAACAGGCUCUCAGAUAUCUACCAAUGGCCAGUGGAGUUCAGGCAGGAAGGCCACACCCAAGGCCUUUCCCCCAGCCAGACUGGGUAUAGUUUUUAAAAUUUAAAUCUCAUACAUGAUCUCUGAAAGUGUGCAACAAAGGAAUAUAUUUGCUCUUAAAUUUGCAUCUCUGAUUUAGAAAUACUUGUCGAGUUGCUUCUUUUGGGUCUGUGUUGUCUUCUAAUACCCACCUUGCAAGUGCCGGUUGUAGACGUCUUAGCUUUGUGCAUCUCUCUGGGCUGAAGCAAUCUGCUUAAUGAAAUGUGAACUGCCAUGAAUUAAAUAUCAGGCCCCUCUAACUGGCUGCACUCCUCGCAAUAGCAGCAUCCUCCUCCUGAGAAGGACAGCUCUGAGAGAGGACUUUGCUGAAAUAGGAGAUAGCAUAAACACAUGACCUUUGAAGAAGAAGACACACUGUCAGAAGCUGCCAUAUACUGAGAAUAUUUGGUCUAUUUAGCUCAGUGUUGUCCAUAAUGAUGGGCAGCGGCCUUCCAGCAUUUCAAACAUGGGUUUUCCUGACCCCUACCUGGACAUAUCAAGGGUUGAACCUGGGAUCUGCCUAACAGAAAAGCAGAUACUCUCCAACUGAGCUCUGAUGCUUCCCAUGUCGAAACACAUGUUAUUCCAUUUAGUACGACAUGCUCCAUUCAGCUCACCUAUCACUGCUCUUUUUGCCUCCUUGCCCCCCUCGGGACCUCUUGCCUUCCUUCCUUUCCUGUGUUUAGAACUCGCUAUAGAGCACCAGAGUCAAACUGUGCUGGACUCUGGAGAACUCAGGGGACUCCUGAACACCCUCAACCCAAAGCUAGAUGACUACUCCAAGAAUAUGCUACUCCAUGGCAUCACCCGGUGUGUUUAUCUACUGGACAAUGAGGUGAGACUCCAGAACUGCAUGAUGUAAAGUACAGUGGUGAAAGAGCAAGUCCAAGGAAAUCAAGUGUGGGUUGGCCAGCCAGGUUUCAUCCAAGUAACCAAGUUCAGGACGGAGGCAGUUUUAAGGUAGCACAACCAGUUGGGCUGCACUGGGCGCCAGGGUGCACCAUAGCAAUGCUGUAGAACGGAGUGGGAGAGGUGAGGGGGCACCAUAUUUUAGCAUCACACAUGGCACUGCUGAAAUUUGAGAGCCCAAAGUCCGCCACUGUUGGUGACCAAAGCUACACCUGAUAAUGGCAGCCUGUGCAUCUAAAAAUGGGUCUUUGAUUUAAGCUCUCCUCCUGUCCUCCACUGCCCCCUCCACUGGCAAUCCCUCCCAUCAGCCACUUAUCUCCCAGCAGGACUCUGAUACUGGAGUCUGGUUUAAAGCAAAAAGAGCUGUGUAAGAGAGAGGAUAGUGGAUUACAAGGGGAGAAAUGGUGAUCUGGGGAGAGUUUUACACCCACCCACCUAUUUUUCGACUGAUUGGGGCAAAGCCAUAUUUAAAGGUGGCAUAUUUUGGCCAACAGUCUUGCGUUCUGGCAAGUUGCUGCAAAGUGAGAGGCAAAUCCCUCAGAAGCAUGCACAUUUUUGGAGGACUCAGAAUGUAAAAGGGAAUGUAAAAGGGAUGUUUCAGUUGUUUCACCAACCCUAUGAAAUUCUCUGCCUCAAGAAAUUCACCUGGUUCUUUUGGCCACUACCUGGAAUUUUGGUGGGCCCUUGGAAUGAAUGUGGGUUAAUUUUGCUGGCUCGCUUCUUUUUUGUUUUGGUUCUUUUCCUUUCCUCCCCCCAUAUUUUCCUUUUCUUUUGUUAAUUUUAUCUGCCACUUGUUUACUUGCAUUUUGCUGUUUCUUGCCAUGGUCUUUUUAAUUAUGCCCCGUUAGCUGCCUUGAGCGGUUUUGGUCUGGAACUACAAAGGUGGAGUAUAAGUGCUAUGAAUGAUUGAAUGAAUGGUUUUGUCCAAGCAAGAUGAGCACCGCAACCCCAGAGUCAGUCACGACUGGACCUAAUGGUCAAGAGUCCCUUUACCUUUAUGAACCUGUCUGGAUCCUGAGACUAUCACGUGAGGCCCUUCUCUGUGUGCCCCCUCUGAGGACAGUUAAGAGGGUGGCAAUGAGAGAUGGGCCUUCUCCAUAGUAGCCCCCCACCCCACCCCAUAGAGCCUCUCCAAGAAGGCCUGCCUGGAACUAACCUUCUCAUUUUUCAGUAGCAAAUGUGCUUUUGUUUUCCUGAGUGUUAUUGAGUUAUUGUAUUGUUAAAUAUAUUUUCAAUUCAUAUGUGAUUUUAUGAGGGUAUUUUUUUACCUGGGAUGUAAAUUGCAUAGAACAGGCUUCCUCAGCCUCGGCCCUCCACAUGUUUUUGGCCUACAACUCCCAUGAUCCCUAGCUAGCAGGACCAGUGGUCAGGGGUGAUGAUAACUGUAGUCUCAAAACAUCUGGAGGGCCGAGGUUGAGGAAGCCUGGCUUAGAACUUUCUUUAGUGGGAAGCAACACAUAGAUGUAAUAAACCUAACCUAACAUCCCUUUGACUUUGCGUGCUCUGUUUUUCCAGGCUUCUGCCUGUACAUAUGAGGAUAUCAAACUGGUGGCCUCCUUCCUGGAUGAUCCAGACAUUGGCAUCAAGAUUCAGACUCUGCAUGCCCUCAAGGCCUUCACUGGCAUUUGGAAGUUUAGAAUUAGGAUUCAGGUGAUUGUUUGUACCCCACAGUGCUUUUCCGUAUCAGGCUACAUGCAGUGGAUCUCAACUUCAAGGAAGAGGCAUUUACGUAUCACCAGAGGGGACAAUUCAGUCACGGAAAGUAACCCACAGUGAUCAUAAAACACUAUGUUUUCUGCAGGAGUUUUUCCCCAAGGUUCUCGAAAUGGUCGCCAGCAUCUGGGACCACGACUUACAUGCUGCUGGACUGAGGCUGCUGAAUGGGCUCCCAUUGUCAGAUCACACAUUUCCACUGGUGAAGAAGCUUAUGCCGGCCUUCAUGGAAAUUCUGCAGAUGGGAAACACUUUGUGUCAGGUACCAAGGCUUAUCCCUUGUACCCAACUCCUAAAUCAGGGAUGGAAAACUCCUGAUGUUGUGGGACUCCCAACAGCCCCAGCCAACAUGGCCAAUCAUCAAGGGAUGAUGGAGGUUGUAGCUCAACAAACAUCUGGACGGCCACAGGUCCCUCUUCCCUGUCCUAAAUCCUGUGAGGGCAUUAAGUGGAAGCCAUAAAACAAGAGACACUUCACCUGUAAUGUUGAUAAACUUGCAACUGUCUUUUUCAGGUGCAGGUUCUAAAAUUCCUUGGCACGCUAGCCCAAAAGGAAGCUCUGUUAUUUGACAUCAUGAACUGCCAGGUGAGGAUUUCAGUCCUGUCUUUGUUGGGAAACCUGGGAGAGGAAGGAAGCAAAAGGUGCCAGAAGGCAGCAAUCCUAGACUUCCAUGUCUGCUGCAGCUUAAUGCAGUGGCAUUAACAGAGCAAAGUGCAUCGCCUUCCUGCUGCCUGGGAUGUCUUCCUAGUAGAACAGGGAUACAGUUAUUUUUAGCCUGAGGGCUGCCUUCCUUUCUGGGCAACCUUCUGAGAACCACAUACCAGCAGUGAGUGGGGUCGGAGGCAAAAAUGGGCAGAAUGUGGCUGGGGAGGGUGUGGCCCAGGAGGAAUUCAAAGGGCCAGAUAGAAAUAUCUGGAGGGUGGCAUUUGGUUUCCGCCUGAAGAAUCUGGAGUUAGUCAUCCAGACGGGUAGGACCUGCAGGCCCAAGCGUUGUCCUUUAAGACAAAAUCAACCUGGUCUGCUUCUUUUUAAAGGUCCAUCCAGAUUUCCUCCACCUCUUCCAACCUUCACGACCUGGAAACCUUCUCUUUGAGCUGCUGGUAUUUGUGGAACGGCUUUGUGAGGGUCGCCUGACUCCCCAGUACCAGUCAGUGAGCUGGCAGUACAAUGAGUCGUCCCUUCAUGAGGUCCUUUUUGGGGACGAUUCCCGCCUAGCCGACCGCCUCCUCUCGCUCAUCAUUCACCCAGAGGAAGAGGUGCAGAUCCAGGCCUGCAGGGUCAUCCUGAAGCUCCAGCUCAACGAGGAAGGGGAGAUGGCUUUCCUCCACAACUAUGAUUCUACCUUCUUUUCUGACUCCAAAAUUGGCAGCUCACUCAUUAAAUCGGGCUGUUAAGCCCUUGUAGGAUUUAAGAGAUAAUUAAAUUAUUUU
Podarcis lilfordi (Lilford's wall lizard) is the source of this 4792-nucleotide messenger RNA. The record is from the annotation of a GenBank genome assembly. NCBI's taxonomy places the organism in Eukaryota, Metazoa, Chordata, Lepidosauria, Squamata, Lacertidae.